This is a messenger RNA of Papilio machaon (common yellow swallowtail), 647 nucleotides long. RefSeq names its product cuticle protein 3-like. Gene Ontology annotation, molecular function: structural constituent of chitin-based larval cuticle. The transcript has 4 exons. The record is from RefSeq and is a predicted model, not a curated record. NCBI's taxonomy places the organism in Eukaryota, Metazoa, Arthropoda, Insecta, Lepidoptera, Papilionidae. The coding region runs from base 37 to 558 and encodes 173 amino acids. Gene Ontology annotation, cellular component: chitin-based extracellular matrix.
CAACAUUCUUGGAUCGAUAUUUGAGCAGAUAACAACAUGAAAUUGAUCAUCUUGGCUGCGUUCUUAGGAGUAUGCGCCGCGGGCGCCCUCCCGGCGUACGUGCCUUCCCAGUAUCGUUAUUACCCAGAUGGCAGGCCUAGAGCUGCGUUGGAAAGAAACGCAGCAAUUCUGAGGUCUAACUCCGAAAUUAAUGAGCGGGGAUACCGAUAUGCUUAUGAAACGGAGAAUGGAAUAAAAGCUGACGAAGCCGGUGUUGAAGCGAACGGUAUACAAGCUCAAGGUGGGUACUCGUACGUUGGGGAUGACGGUCAAGUAUACAGCGUGAGGUACACUGCCGACUCCAACGGGUUCCAACCGCAGGGCGCACACUUGCCUACCCCACCGCCCAUACCCGAAGCUAUUGUAAGGUCGCUGCAAGAAAACGCACGAGCUGAAGUCAGUGGCGUUUAUGAUGAUGGCAGCUACCGCGGGAAGUAUACUGACGCGUCUGGGGUUGUUUUAAACCGUUACAACUACCCCUACAGACGUUUCUUCACCCCCUACAAGACGUACCAGUAAAGCAAAUCAUAACGACGUGCCAUUAAUCUCUAGUUUAAAAUUGUAUAGUCCUCUUAUAACGAAAUAAAUGAAAUUUGUAUUCUUUUAAA